GAAGCCGGCGGAUCAGACUGGUGAAUGGGACAGGUCACUGUGCCGGGAGAGUGGAGAUUUAUUACAACGGCAGCUGGGGGACAGUCUGUGAUGAUUCCUGGGAUCUGUCAGACUCCAAUGUCAUUUGCAAACAACUGGGAUGUGGACACGCCAUCAAUGCAACUGUCUCUGCUCAUUAUGGGCAAGGAUCCGGGCAGAUCUGGCUGGAUGAUGUGAACUGCUCUGGGAAUGAAUCCAAUCUCUGGGACUGUCCUUCCGGGAGCUGGGGCCAGCACAACUGCAGACACAAAGAGGACGCAGGAGUUCUCUGCUCAGGUCUUGUAAAGCUACUGCCAUUACGUGUCGUGGGAGUAGAGGACAGAUGCUCGGGGAGAGUGGAGGUUUGGUACCGUGGCUCCUGGGGAACAGUUUGUGAUGACUCCUGGGACAUGGCGGAUGCUAACGUUGUGUGUAAACAACUGGGCUGUGGAUCUGCUGUAUCUGCCCCGGGCGAGGCUGCAUUUGGUGAGGGGACUGGUCCCAUCUGGGUGGAGACGUUGAAUUGCAGAGGGACAGAGUCAUCUCUCUGGGACUGUCCUGCCAAGCCCUGGGAUAAGAGUAACUGUGACCAUAAGGAAGAUGCUGCCGUGAAUUGCUCAGGGAGCAAAGAAACAAAGCCUCUCAGGCUGGUGGAUGGAGGUAGCCCCUGUGCCGGGAGAGUGGAGGUUAAACACCAGGAUCAGUGGGGGACGGUGUGCAGUGAUCGCUGGGACAUGGCAGAUGCUGGGGUUGUCUGUAAGCAGUUGGGAUGUGGAGAUGCUGUCAGUGUCCCUCGCCGGGCUCAUUUUGGAGCAGGAUCUGGACCAAUUUGGCUGGAUGAAGUUGCCUGUGAUGGUACCGAGUCUGCUCUCUGGCACUGCGGGAACGAGGGAUGGGGUCAGAGUGACUGCAUUCAUGGAGAGGAUGCUGGAGUGACCUGUUCAGGGAGCAGGCGGAUCAGACUAGUGAAUGGGGCAGGUCACUGUGCCGGGAGAGUGGAGAUUUAUUACAAUGGCAGCUGGGGGACAGUCUGUGAUGAUUCCUGGGAUCUGUCAGACUCCAAUGUUGUUUGCAAACAAUUGGGAUGUGGACAUGCCAUCAAUGCAACUGUCUCUGCUCAUUAUGGGCAAGGAUCCGGGCCAAUCUGGCUGGAUGAUGUGAACUGCUCUGGGAAUGAAUCCGAUCUCUGGUUGUGUCCUUCCAGGGGCUGGGGCCAGCACAACUGCAGACACAAGGAGGAUGUGGGAGUUCUCUGCUCAGGUAUGUUCUACCAGGACAAGUUGCGCAUCGUGGGAGGAGAGGACAGAUGCUCGGGGAGAGUGGAGGUUUGGUACCGUGGCUCCUGGGGAACAAUUUGUGAUGACUCCUGGGACAUGGCGGAUGCUAACGUUGUGUGUAAACAACUGGGCUGUGGAUCUGCUGUAUCUGCCCCGGGCGAGGCUGCAUUCGGUGAAGGGACUGGUCCCAUCUGGGUGGAGACGUUGAAUUGCAGAGGGACAGAGUCAUCUCUCUGGGACUGUCCUGCCAAGCCCUGGGAUAAGAGUAACUGUGCCCAUAAGGAAGAUGCUGCCGUGAAUUGCUCAGGUCCAACAGAGAGGACAGAUUCUCUGAAAACUCCAGUGUGA
Messenger RNA from Terrapene triunguis (Three-toed box turtle), 1643 nucleotides. RefSeq names its product deleted in malignant brain tumors 1 protein-like. Gene Ontology annotation, cellular component: membrane. Lineage: Eukaryota; Metazoa; Chordata; Testudines; Emydidae. The annotation marks the transcript as partial. The record is from RefSeq and is a predicted model, not a curated record. The transcript is spliced from 8 exons.